Messenger RNA from Lathyrus oleraceus (garden pea), 1933 nucleotides. RefSeq names its product cell division cycle 20.2, cofactor of APC complex. The coding region runs from base 62 to 1423 and encodes 453 amino acids. The transcript is spliced from 8 exons. The record is from RefSeq and is a predicted model, not a curated record. Gene Ontology annotation, molecular function: ubiquitin ligase activator activity; protein binding; anaphase-promoting complex binding. NCBI's taxonomy places the organism in Eukaryota, Viridiplantae, Streptophyta, Magnoliopsida, Fabales, Fabaceae. Gene Ontology annotation, cellular component: anaphase-promoting complex. Gene Ontology annotation, biological process: positive regulation of ubiquitin protein ligase activity; positive regulation of anaphase-promoting complex-dependent catabolic process; anaphase-promoting complex-dependent catabolic process.
UUUUCCAUUCUUUUCUCUCACUUCUCUGAAUCUCUCUUUCUUCUUGCAGGUUUCUUUGAUAAUGGAUUCAGGAUGGUGGAGGCCUUUUUCAAAGACCGAUUCCCGUGUCCCUUUCCAAGAACGCUUCCUUCAUCAGAAAAAUUCUUCGCAGGAUCAGGAUAAUUUGGAUAGGUUUAUUCCAAAUAGAUCAGCAAUGGAUUUUGGUUAUGCUCAUUACAUGCUGACGGAGGGUACAAAGGGAAAAGAAAAUCCAGAGGUGAUUACACCAUACCAGAAAAAACUCGCAGAAGCCGUUAACAUCAAUGACGGAACUCGAAUAUUGGCUUUCAAGAAUAAGCCUCCGACACCGGUUGAACUCGUACCUAGGGAAAUUCUUUCGCCUCCUCCUCAAUCCAAAUUAUCCAAACCCAAACGAUGUAUUCCUCAGACUUCUGAGAGGACCUUGGAUGCCCCUGAUAUCUUGGAUGAUUUUUACUUGAAUUUACUAGAUUGGGGUAGCGAUAAUGUCCUUAGUAUUGCCCUUGAAAAUACAGUUUAUCUUUGGAAUGCUUCAGAUAGUUCCACUUCAGAACUUGUCACUGUGGAUGAGGAAUAUGGUCCUGUCACAAGUGUUAACUGGGCCCAAGAUGGUCGCCAUUUAGCCAUUGGUUUGAACAAUUCUCAUGUCCAGAUAUGGGAUACCAGUGCUUCUAAACAGCUAAGGACACUAAAGGGUGGACAUAGAACAAGAGUGGGUUCACUGGCUUGGAACAGUCACAUUCUGACAACAGGAGGAAUGGAUGGUAAAAUAGUAAACAAUGAUGUUAGAGUGAGAUCUCACAUUGUUGAAACGUACAGAGGACACAACCAGGAAGUUUGUGGGCUCAAGUGGUCAUCCUCAGGACAUCAAUUGGCGAGUGGUGGAAACGAUAAUGUUGUUCACAUAUGGGAUAGGUCUGUGGUUUCCUCAAAUUCACCUACUAAUUGGCUUCAUAGGUUUGAGGAACACACAGCUGCUGUGAAGGCACUAGCUUGGUGUCCUUUUCAGGGUAACCUAUUGGCAUCUGGUGGAGGUGGGGGUGAUCAUUGCAUUAAACUGUGGAACACACACACAGGUGCGAGACUGAAUUCUUUCGAUACAGGAUCACAAGUUUGUUCUCUGCUCUGGAACAAGAAUGAGCGCGAGCUUCUUAGCUCACAUGGGUUCACUAAAAACCAGCUCACCCUUUGGAAGUAUCCUUCAAUGGUGAAGAUGGCAGAACUCAACGGUCACACCUCGAGAGUGCUGUACAUGACACAGAGCCCGGAUGGGUGUACUGUGGCAUCUGCAGCCGCAGAUGAGACUCUCAGGUUUUGGAAUGUCUUUGGAAACCCAGCAACAGCAGGAAAAGCUGCGCCAAAGGCAUAUAGUGAACCGUUUGCAAAAUUCAACCGUAUCCGGUAAAAAUGAACUCUCAUAUGCAAAGCAGGUAGGUUUCUUUCGACCAAUAAUUGGCGGAUCUGUUACUUACAAUGAUCAACCAUAUUCCAAGUUCUUAAAAAGCAGCUUGUUCACAUAUGGUAUCUAUGAGCUAGGCUUGGAGAGAACAUGUGUCAAGGAGUGUCUGGUGGAGAGAGGAAAGAGUUUGUAUUGGCAAUGAGAUCAUAAUCAAUCCUUCUCUUCUAUUAGUUUGGAUUCUACAUCAGCCUUGGGGAUUGUUCAAAUGCUACAUGACAUAGCUGUGGUUUGCAUCUAUCAGUUUAAGGGCAGAGUUGUUAAUGUUGGUUUCAAGCGCCUGGAGAAGAGUCUAAGGAGGAUUUUGAGGAGCAUGCUGCGAAAGUCAAGACUCUAAAAGAGAGUCCAUCAAAUGAAAACUUGCUUAUCCUUUAUGGAUUGUACAAGCAAGCCACUCUUGGACCUGUUACCACCGCUCGUCCUGGGAUUUUCAGCCAGAAAGACAGAGCUAAAUGGGAU